AUGGUGGUCGGCCUCGGCGAGGACCUAUCGUGGGACGCCGUGCACUCCAAGGCGGCGCGCCACCUGCUGGAGCGCGAGAAUUUCUUCCAGAGAAUCUGGCGGAGGAAGGGAGUCUGGCCGCACCUGGGCGCCGAAGCCGUCGGCUUCUUCUCGCGUGGCAUACUUGCCUUAGCGCAGGCAGACUUCGAGCAGCAGGUCGACCGCAUCCUGAGUAUCUCCUCCGAUGCUGAGGCCAAGCAUGAGAAGGCCGUGAUGCAGAGCUGGAGGCAGUGGGCGCAGGCAGCUUUUGCGGCUGGAGCCAAGGGAGCUCACCGAUUCAUGAAGCCCAAGGCUCUCCAGGAGAUCGUGGACGGAGGCAAUGGGCUACAACAUGGGUACGUACUGGCUGAUCGUAAGCGUGAGUAUUGGGAAAGCUUCUGGGUGCGGCAUGGCGGUGAGCUGGCUCGCCGACCUGUUGAUGCUGACACUUGGGAGCAGCUGCCAAGGCUUGAGGCGGGCGACGUACUCAAGGCAAUCCGUUGUUUCUCUUGGCAGACAGGCGUCGGGCAGAUCAACAUCGCGCCCAGGGCCAUGGAGCACCUCUCCCACGGGGCGCUGACGGUUCAGCCCAAGGACUUGGUGGACGACGUCGCGCUGUGCUGGGUCGGCAACGACCCGAGCGGGGUGCGAGAAAUGGCCAUUGCCACUCGUGCUUUCUGCAGGGCUGUCCGGCCCCCCGGGCUGGUGCUGCAGAUGGAUAAGUCUGGGCACCUUACGACGUCCAGGCGCACCAGCUACCACUUUCAGAAGUACGCCAGGCUGCUGAAGAUCGCUGGCAAGAGGCACAUGCGGUAUCUUGGCCACGACCUAGCUGGGUCGUCGGCCACAAGGGCCGUGCAGAAGGGACGCCUGAAGGCCAUGCACGGAAAGAAGGCCAGCGUUCGAGCACUGCAGAAGGGAGCAGGACGACAGCGGGCGGCUCGGCUCUGGGCCACGGGUGUGCUGCCAUCCGUGGGGCACGGAGCCACGGUCAGCGGCAUCAGCGACACGGAGCUGCAGCAGAUGAGGACCAUGGCUGGCGUCUUCUGUGGCUACAAAGGGUCGGGCUCCCUGACGCUGUACCUGGCCGCGCAGCAGUGGAGCUUCGACCCCAUAUUCCACACUACCUUCAGCAUCGUGGGGCAGCACGCGGCGUGGGUGUGGGAUGGGCGUGUGACGCUCUCCCGACUGCAGCGGGCCUGGAUGGGCUUGCGUGACUCCUGGGAAGCCCGCCACACUCACGUCACGUGGGCCAGUGCGCAGGGCCCGCUUUCGGCCUUGUGGUUGUCCCUCAGGAGAGUCAACUGGAACAUGGCAAGUUCUACAAUCUUGGUUGACGAUGAGGGCCUGCAUAUCAGUUUGCUGCAGUAUUGUCCCAGUGAGGUGCUGUUUUUCCUGCGUCGCAGCCUCGACCGUUGGCAGAGCCAUCGUAUCCUCGACCAGCUGCCUGAGGCGCCCCCAGCCGAUGGUGACGGCAGGCGGCAGCAGCAUGUGUGGCUUCGUGCGCUUCGACUGGGACACGCCUCCUUGGCGCCUGGCCACAGAGGGGCUCUGGCCAAGCUGCAGUCCAACGGGUUCUGGUCGCCGCAGCGCCGCAUGCAGGUUGGCUACGGCGGCGACGGUUCGUGCGAGUUCUGCGGGGGGGCCUGCUGCGACCUCGAGCAUGAGAUCUUCGGCUGCACGGUAUUGCAUCAGCAGCAGGAGGACGAGGAGACGGAGCCGUACCCCGAAGAGGUGGCCAAGAGGAGGAAGGACAUCCUGGAGGCAGCCCCGUGGCGCGACGGGGGCCAGGUGCAGGACUUCUCGGCCGUCGACGUGCUCUACGCGCUGCCCCUGAGGCCUGCUUUCAGGCCGCUGCCUGCACGUGCUCAGGCUGAGCGCGAGUGGGGGGCGAUCGACAUGCCGUGGCCGUCGAAGUUGCACGGGGACGGGUCCUGUCUUGAAAGUGAUUUCCCUGAGGAACGGCGCUGUGGCUGGGCCGUCGUAGCAUUGACCCGAGACCUGUGGCCAUACAAAGCUUUUUUCGGGAGCCUGGGGGGCCCUAUCCAGACGGUGCCCAGGGCCGAGCGCGUUGCUGGUCUCAAGGCCCUGCAGAGGGCCCAGAGGCCAGCCACGUACGUGACUGAUCAUUUACAGCUGCAGGUCGAGGGAAUGGCCUGGGAGGGUCGUCAUGCUUCUGCCAGAGCGCCCCACGCGUCCAUCUGGCGGAGCAUCCACGAGCUGUAUAGAGGCGACCCUGUCAGGGGCCUGCAUCCCAAGACGGGCGAGCCCCUCGAGCCGCUCGUCUUCUCGGAGCUCGGGGGGCCUGCGAUGCCGCAGCAGGCGCCCGAGCCCGAGGCACCUGACUAG
Molecule: messenger RNA, 2367 nt
Organism: Prorocentrum cordatum
Lineage: Eukaryota; Dinophyceae; Prorocentrales; Prorocentraceae
Source: the annotation of a GenBank genome assembly